AUGGCUUAUCAAUUUAGUCUGCCUACUGAUCUACAACUGAUCUCUCUAAAGCUAGCUAAUGAACUUCAGGCAGGAGCUUCAGGAAAAGCCACCAGAAUAAUAGGAUUCCAAGUAACUUUGCUUGAAAUUUUUGAUCAUGAAAUCAAAAAGAACUCCAAAUUGGGCUAUUGUGAUUAUGAGUUGGCAUUUAUUUGCUUUGAUGUGACGGUGGCGUUGUAUCACAUGAACAAGAGCCUGACUGCAGCAAGAACAGAAGCGUUGAUCCAGUCAGUGAAAGAAUUGAUUGAUAAGAAGGCUUUUGAUUUCGAUAACAUUAAGAAUUAUCUCGAAGAGCAUGCAAAAGAUGACGCUACCUCAACUGUAUCGAAGAUUUCUGAGGACUUGCUUCUUCAGAGAUUUCAAAAUCUUACUGCUGACAAGGUAACUCCUAAAGUGGAUAAAGUACCCACAAUGGCACAAUCUUCUACCAUUCAAUCUAUAUUGGAGACUUUUAAAUACAACGAGUGCAUCACCUCGAAGCAGUUACAUGAUAUACUUGCUAAUAAACAAUUCACUGGCCGAGUACUUCUCAUAGAUUAUAGAACAAGAAAGGAAUUCGACUAUAAUCAUAUUAAUUUCGUUGACCUUGUGCAGAUUGAUCCCUCGUGGGUAAACGGACUAGAAAUGGGUAGUGGUGAUAAGGAGCUUACUGACCAAGACCUAGAGCAAAGGCUUAAAAUGUUAAUGCCCGAGGAUCAAUUCAAAAAAUUUCAAAAACGGUCUCAGUACGAGUUAGUAGUUAUAUACAACUUAAAGUACGGACCCACUGAAUGGUUCACUGCCCAGCAUAAAAAUAAAAAGUUUGAGAUUCUACAGAGUCUGCUACUCAAUGGAGUUGUAAGUGGGAUUCCUAGCAGCUCACCUUUCACUAAGUUGAUUGACUUCAUUACAUUUAGAAACAAAUACCUUAGUUCAAGACUAAAGCGCCAUCCAGUAUACUUGGGUGGCGGAAUCUCUUUUUGGUUUGAAGAAUUUGGUGCUGAAUCCAUUACCAAGACCAGCAUCGGAAUAAACGGUGGAAACGGGAGUCAAAACGGUAACUCUGAUGUCGUUGCCCUUUCGAGACCGGAGGCGUCAAUGAGUAGAAGUGGACUGUAUUCAUCUCCUUCGAUUAAUUCGCACUCUUCCCGAAGAAGCAGUUAUAAUGGUGGGACUGGUCAGAUGAAUAUAAACCUGCUGGAUCUCACCAGAUCAUCAUCUCCCUAUUUGAAGAACUUCAGCGAUUAUAUAUCCACUGCAACCUCUACUGGGACACCCCUUUCGAUGCCCCUCACUAGUAGCGUGCUAGAUUCAGAAUCUGGUACACCAUACUACGGCGCAAAUCUGAAAUAUGAGACCCCGAAAUACUAUGGAAAUGCUGCAAGCCAGUCAUCUACUGUGAUAAUUAAUAACGAUAGAAGAAAUAACAGUUCUUUAAGUCAGCUGAUAUCAAGUACCCCAGUACUCAACUCGGCUAACCUAAGUCAGUAUACACCCUCAUCAGUUCCGUCUACUUCUGUGAAUUCACCUAAAUUUAAGGAUUCAUCACCUGUUUCUUCACCGAAGCCUAUAGUUCUGUCUCAGUCAACUAUAUCUCCUAUAAGGUUUCUUGAGCAAUAUGCCACUGGUUUGACAAAUUUGGGAAAUUCCUGCUAUAUGAAUUGUGUUCUCCAAUGUCUUGGAGCAACACCUCAACUCACCAGCUUUUUCUUUCCAACAUUGUUGAAUGCCCCUAAGGAUCCUUCUUCAGAUUCCUCGGCCAUUCAAACAUCGUAUCGCAGGCACAUUAAUGUAAACAAUAAAUUAGGCUCAAAGGGUAUUUUGACGACCAACUUUGUUACCUUGUUGACGAAUAUGUUUUCUAACAAUGGUAAAUUCUUUACUCCAAUGAAUUUUAAAAAGGUGAUCGGAUCCUUGUCGCCUGGAGGUCAAUUUGCUUCAUUUGAUCAACAAGAUUGUCUUGAGUUCUUGAAUUUUAUUCUUGAUGGAUUACACGAAGACUUAAAUCAAAUGGCUAUAAAGGACCCUAAAGAAAAACAAGCCAUAAUGGAAUUGACUGCAGAACAAGAGAAAACAAGGGAAUUCCUCCCUGUCAGAUUGGCAUCUACCAUAGAGUGGGAGAGAUAUUUGAAAUUGAACUUUUCGGUUAUUGUAGAUUACUUUCAAGGUCAGUACCUAUCUCAAUUGAGAUGUUUGGAGUGUGGGUUAACAUCAACGACAUAUAAUGCGUUUCAAAUUUUAUCAUUGCCUAUACCAGAAAAGUUAGGAAGCAACACUACAAUCACAUUAGAUGACUGCUUGAAAGAAUUCGUUAAUACUGAAUUGCUUGACAACAAUAAUAAAUGGCAUUGCCCUAGAUGUAAAAAGUUUACUAAACUGACAAAGAAAAUAAGUAUCACAAGAUUGCCCCAGGUUUUGAUUAUUCAUUUCAAAAGGUUUAAAAUCUCGCCUCGUACCGGAUACAUGGAUAAGAUGAAUAACAUGAUAAAUUAUCCAGUUAAUGAUGUCUUGGAUUUGACAUCCUAUUGGCCCGAAGUGGGAACAACGAUGUUGAAUCAAGAUCCUAGCCAUUUGAUGCCAAAAGAAAAGGAACAGCAAAUAUUGUCUACUUUACCCACUAGGAAUCAAAAACCUCCAUUUAGGUACAAGUUGUAUGGUGUGGUGAACCAUUUCGGUACUUUGUCCACGGGCCACUACACUUCAUAUGUAUACAAAGAGAGUGACGCUAAAAAUAAGAGAGGAUGGUGCUAUUUCGAUGACGCUAAGAUCACCUACAAUUGUAAAGAGAGUCAAGUAUUGACCCCAAGUGCUUACUGUUUGUUCUAUGAAAGAAUAUAG
Molecule: messenger RNA, 2856 nt
Organism: Dujonia railenensis
Lineage: Eukaryota; Fungi; Ascomycota; Pichiomycetes; Serinales; Debaryomycetaceae
Source: the annotation of a GenBank genome assembly